Molecule: messenger RNA, 5031 nt
Organism: Verruconis gallopava
Lineage: Eukaryota; Fungi; Ascomycota; Dothideomycetes; Venturiales; Sympoventuriaceae
Exons: 1
Coding region: 131-4969 (1612 amino acids)
Biological process (GO): rescue of stalled cytosolic ribosome; ribosome-associated ubiquitin-dependent protein catabolic process
Cellular component (GO): cytosol; RQC complex
Molecular function (GO): ribosomal large subunit binding; zinc ion binding; ubiquitin protein ligase activity
Source: RefSeq, a predicted model, not a curated record
CAGCUUUCGACCUCCCCGAAUGCUCAUCCUUUCAAUAGGUCAGCACGCUGGCCUCAUGCGUCUAGUACAAAAGCUUUUGUAAAUUCGUUUUGGACUUGCACAUGUCACUUUUCCUGUAUAUACCUUCAAAAUGAGUAAGAAGCAGUUCAAACACUCGGCAAGCGCAGCACGCGCAUUUGGCACUGCAAGCCCGGCCUUUGGCUUUUCAGCUUCUCCAGGAUUUGGAGCUUCUCCUUCACCUUUGUCAUAUCUUAAUGAGCUGCCAAAUUUGUCUUCAAUAUCAGAUUCGAAUAUUGUCGUGGCUUUCAAGAAUUUGUCAAAGCGGGAUAGCAUCACCAAAACGAAAGCUCUGGAAGAUUUACAGGGGCAACUGAUCGAUCGCGGUGGAGAUAUCGAAGACGGCAUUUUAGAGGCGUGGACAAACGUUUACCCUCGAACAUCGAUCGAUACCGAGAGACGAGUACGGCAGCUAGCGCACACGCUUCAAGGCCACAUCGCGGCAAAGAGUGGCAAGAGAAUAGCGAAACGAAUGCCUAUCGUGGUCGGCGCAUGGCUGGCAGGACUAUAUGACACUGACAAGGCUGUCGCUAAGGCUGCAUCGGAAUCGUUGAGCCAAGUAUUUGCAACCGCGGAGAAGAGGCAGGCACUGUGGAGGGCCUACCAGGACCCAUUGCUGGACUUUUGCAGAGACGUCUUCGAUAAGGAAUCGCCGCAGACACUCAGUGAUGAGCGAAGUGUGAGUCCAGACGAGGCAAAUGCAAAAUACUCUAGAGUUGUGAUCUCUUCGUUAGGCCUGCUUUCCAAUCUGAUGUCAGAACUGCGGGAGGAAGACUUUCAAAAAAAUGAUUCACGUUAUCUAAAGGCGUUGCAGGACAAGAAAUUAUGGGAACAGGCUCUUAGUGAAGAUAUUGGUGUGCGAAAGUCAACACACAAGAUGUUGCGGAUUGUGUUGGAAUCUCCGCUCGCAAAGUCAUGUCUUGACCUGGAUACGUUAAGCAAGAUUUAUCUUACCAAAGGCAUGAAAUCGAAUCAGAAAGGCUCAGCCGAUUACUAUCUCGAAGCUCUGAUUGCGCUUACUACAGCGGAGAGCACCAUUUGGACGGAACGUUGGCGGGACAGUAAGCGACCCUCAUCAAGACUAGAAGAAUUUGUCAGGAGGGGCUCUCAAGGAGCAGCACUGAAUUACUGGCGAAGUUUAUCCAAACUAUUCAAGGCAUUACCAAGGGAGACGCUACCAUCGGAUCCAAAAUCAGCUCGCGAUCUUAUCGAAGCCUUGCAUAGUGGAGUGACUCACAAGGACGAACCACGACAUUACAUCUCCGAAGGUCUUGCGACUUACGUCCAAGUUGCCAUUGUUCUUUCUUGCGUACUUGCAGACGGUGAUAGAGUGCCUUUCCUCGCCGAUUCAAUCUUUCCGAUAAUUUCGCAAUACAUUUUACCCAAGGCCGAGAACGCCAAAUGGGACAUACCUCAAACCACUGCUCAGUCACUGCUCACAGAUAUGGUUAAGAAUGAGGGCUUAACGUCUAUGCUUCUCAACGAAGUGACGAGUCUAUCAGCGAAACUUGUUCGGGAGAUCAGACUGUCACUUCCAGAGCAGGCGAAAGAAUAUUCCCGUUCACAAGAUGACUUGGGGAAGGCUGGUGAACGCUUUGCUGCCUUUAUUGCUGCCCUAACUCCACCAGAAACGAUGCCGGAGAGACUGGAAAACGCAACCGCUAGUGCUCUCGAUGAAUCAUUAUCCGUAUUGAUACAAAGAAAUGGGAAGCCGUACGGGGCAGCGAUAGUUGCCUCAGCCAUUAUCAAGCAGUGUCGUCAUUUAAUCGAUGCGUCUGAUAGACUCGCAACAACAGUUGAGGAUUUUUUGGACAAGCACAUUGCUAUGAUCUUUGUCUCGCCUUCAUACAAACAGCUUGCUACGCUUUUGUCUGCCUGCGAAGAUCAAGAAGAAGUAUUUGUGCCUGCAUGGACAAGGUGCUUGAAUGCUGUUCUGGGGGACGUGUCGGACCGACGAUUCCCUGCACUUACAGAACUACUUGCUUGCAGAAAAGUUUUCAGCGAGAGUGAACUACAGCACCUUGGCCCAACCCUUGUGCCAGAAAUAAUACCCAUGCUGGACGAGAUUUGCAAAUCAAAUCGUAAAUGGGACGCAAUUUUGCCUUUGUUAAGGGACUCGGCUAUUACUUCAAAGCUUUUGGGUGACCUUAUUUUGCGACGAAUCACUAUGUGCCUUAUCGAUGCGGAGAGCGACACAUCGAUAGCGCUAGAUGGAUUGCGGGUCGUAAUGAAGUCGUGUCCGAGAAUUCUUAAGAACUUUUUGACAACAGAUGAUGGGAAGCAGCUGCUACCGAAUCUGUUGCUUCUGAGCGAGGAACUUAAUGAGAGACUUUCGAAGGAGGCGAAGGAGUUGAUACCGGAAUUACAAACACUUUUCGCGAAUGAAAUGACUUCAGGUGAAACCAGCAAUGCCAUUAUCGAUGUCAUACAAAAUGGCUUGAACUCUGCCGGGUCAAUUUCUGUGUCUAUUGAUACAUUGGUAAAUUAUGCGAAAAGGCUUUUAGAUACCAACAUGGUACAAUCUAUGGACAGCGUUCUGCCAAACACGGGGAUCUGGUACGAAUCUUUACAGUAUUUUCUUCGAAAGCCGAUAGAUAAGAGUCACGCUAUGACGAGUCCGCUUGGAGGAGCCGUUUAUCUUGUACGAGAAUCUAUUGAUGCUUCAACGUUGACCGAUAUCGAGCGCGAUCAAAACGGCCUCUCAGUUCCCUUACGCAUGGCAAUGUAUACCGUCAAGCUCUUUUCGGAUACACUGAGAGACGCACGAACCAUUUCAGCAGAAUUGUUCCGAUUGCUGACUUUGACUGGACUCAUGGCAAAUGACCACCUAAGCGUGUAUGAUCCGUCGAAUCUGUGGUCAAGUUCGCAACUCGAUGUUCUCGACGAUGCUUCCGAAUUUGUUUCCAGUUGUCAGCAAAUCUUGAGAAAGUAUCAUGAGUCAAAUAAGUCGAAUUUAAUGGUUCAAACUGAAGGAUACAGUUGUGAAGCAUAUUACCUAGCACUUGGAGAUUGCAAGAUUCGAAACCAAAACGAUGAGAUUGCUAGGUCUUCAAGUACGACCUUAGAGGAGGCAGAAUCGUUACUUAAGCGCCACCGGGCUCAGGGAAACGUUUUCAGCAUCCUGGCUACGUUAUACGGAUAUCAGAUUGCACUAUCAGCAUCAUCUCAAGUGAUGCGAUAUUGCAAUGAGCUGAUCGCAGAUUUGACCCCGCUUGACUCGGAGAUGUUGAAAGAGGAUGGCUUAUCUCAAUUCGUUAUUCUCAACACUAUCCUAACAUACUACGACGAUGUGGGAGAAACCAUAGCAAAACCUCGCCUUUCACGUUUCAUCAGUAAGUCCGUGGCUUGGCUGCAGGAUGAAUCCAUUGACGAUGCGCUUGUGGCCGAGAUCUACCGGAUGAUGAAACAAUUGCUACCACUAGUAAGCAACCUGUACGGCGAUUACUGGAAAAUUAUCCUGGACUCCAUCAAAUCCAAUCUCGAGCUAAUUUCAGAGCUACCGGAUCCGAAUGCUCCCGCUCUGAUUCCCGCUAUUCAUGCCUCGAUCCAACUUUUUGCGAUAAUACGAAGAAUAGUGUCGAGCGAGAAGUGCAAGGAGGAGGAGGAUGAGCGAAACGACGACAUUAUUGAGGCGUGGAAUGAACACGAGAAUGGAAUUCAUGCUGCCAUAGUGAACAGCCUUAAGGUGACGCGCCAUGUAUCUGAUGAUGAGCAUCAGCCUCUCAUGAUACUGAAUGAGCUGCUUUCUCGCGAAGUUUCUCGGAUCCUUACAAGCAAAUUGGAGUGUGUCGAGGAUCUCUACCCGCAACUAUAUUCGACCUCCCCAGCAGUUCAGCAAGCGGCAUAUCGUCUGCUUCACCAUUACAUUCCCUCAAAACAGGAGCAGAUCUCACUCGAUACCGUUCUCGAGAAGACGAAGGCACGCUUGCCUUAUGAACUUUUAUCACUUGUCUUGCAAGCGCCUGUCGCAUCUGACUUUGUUGAAGAAGACUUCGAACGCUCUGUGCCUCUGCAACUACGCGGCUACCUGCUCAGCUGGCUCCUUAUCUUUGAUCAUUUUAGCAAUGCUUCGCAUAAAGUCAGGAACGACUAUGUUGACAGCAUGAAAGAAGCGGGACAUUUGAAAGAUUUUUUGGACUUCGCUUUUGACUUUCUUGGGCAUUCCAGAGGACGCCCGUUAGAAGUGACCAAAUUUGAUGUCGCCUCGUACAACAGUUCAGCAAUGGCCGAUGAGCCACUUAAAGAUACCCAGUGGCUAAUCACGCACCUAUACUAUCUUUGUCUAACACAUUUCCCUUCACUUUCAAAGACAUGGUGGAUUGAAUGCGAAUCGAGACAGAAACAUAUCAGUGUCGAAACAUGGACUGCAAAAUUCAUUUCGCCCCUUGUGAUAUCAAAUGCACUAGAAGCUGUGGUUUCUUGGUCAACAACGCAAGAGAUGGCGCGCAACUCUGAACAGCCACCACCGCUUGUCAUUCGUGUUAACCAUCGAGCGUCUGAACUCACAGCUUCUUAUCCUAUGGAUGACGAAGGUCAAUCUGCAAUGGUAGUCGUGUCUCUUCCACCAACAUUCCCACUCCACAAUGCCAAAGUCAGUAGUCCUUCAAAGGCUAUGGCAGUGGAAGAACGACGUUGGAAUACAUGGUUGAUCAAUUCUGAAGCCAUUAUUGCGUUCAGCAACAACAGUAUUAUCGACGGCUUACUUGCAUGGAGACGGAAUGUCUUCGGCGCCCUGAAGGGCCAAACUGAAUGCGCGAUUUGCUAUAGUGUAGUUGGUGAAGAUGGACGAGUGCCAGGCAAGAAGUGCAGGACCUGUAAAAACAGCUUCCACGGUAUCUGCCUCUUCAAAUGGUUCAAGAGCAGCAACGGCACCAGCUGUCCUCUUUGCAGAGAGAGAUUUAAUUAUGGCUAGUAGCGGCAAUCAAUCGGGCCAUAUUCCUUUAUGUGUAAAUACCUUAUGAAUCAACAAUUGAG